AUGAUACUGCGUGGCUUGCCGGUAUCCGUGCAGAAAUAUAUGUUCUGGAAUCUGGUGACGGUCAGCUAUGAAAAAUACAAUUUGCACCACUACCUCUAUUUUGUCAUGUUGCUGCUGUACAGUAUUUUCGGGGGGCUGAUGUUUUGCUGGAUCGAGGGAUCACAAGAAGCUACUCUACUAGAGCAGAAAAAUGCCGAAUUAAUUCGCACCAGUCUGCAUGCAAAACGCAAUUUUGUCGAUGCGGUUCAGAGCCUCUACUUUUCGAACAAAUCAUCAGCCGAAUUUUACGAGACCAAAUUGCGGAAAGCCCUCGACAGAUACGACCGCGAGAUGGGGCUGAAACCCGAGCUCAAAAACCGGAAGCGCUGGACGAUUUGGGGCGGGCUGUACUAUGCGGGAACGAUUUACACAACGAUCGGUUACGGUGACCUGGCGGUGCGCACAGCGUGGGGACGAAUAUUCACGAUGGUUUACGCGGUCAUAGGUAUCCCACUCGUCAUCACCAUACUCAACGAUUGGGGCACCCUGCUUUUCACGGCUGUACAAUGGUUCUGGCUCAACCACGCACGGCGCUACUACAACAAACUCGGGCAGCUGCUGCAAAAAACAUGUUGCAGAAAACGGGCAAAAAGAGGGGAUUUGGACCUCCUGGAAGACGAGGAAUCUUUCGACAAGCAACUGCAAGAACAGAAUGAAAAGGAAGAAAAAGAAGAGGAGGAGCAGGAGCAGGGAAAACCCGCGGAGAACGAGCCAAUUCCACUCUUUUUGGUGCUGGUAGUCCUGGUCUUCUGGGUGUUGCUGUGUUGCGCCAUGUUUUGCGCAUGGGAGAAUUGGACACUUUUCGAGUCGAUCUACUUCUUCUUCAUUUCGAUGACCACCAUAGGCUUUGGCGACAUCACCCCAUCCCAUAAAGUGGCCGUUAUCAAUUUUCUAUUUAUUCUGAUGGGCCUCUCCGUCGUCUCGAUGGCAAUUAACAUUAUUCAGAUGAACCUGGAACUCAUUUUUGCAAAAAUCGUCGCCUCCAUCGAUACCGAUUUCAAGAAUUCACUGCAGGAGGGAGGCUUUCUGAACAAAUUGCGCAUGCGUCGAUCCCCCGCUCCCGAUUACGUUGGCGACGACCUGAAGACGAACGCGGAGGGCGCCGAGAAAAAGGGCAUGGAGCCGGAAGAUGGCGACGUCGUGAAGGAGUACUCGAAAGAUUUUCCCGGAUCUCAGAAACUGCUUAUGCGCUUCAUGAGCAACCAUCAACGAAAAAUGCUGGAGGAGAAAUUCGAUGAGCGCGCCAAGAUGCGAAGCAAGUAUACGCAGACGUUUCGACAGAUUACGACAAAAUCGGUGCAAACGCAAGAUCGACAGUACUACGAUGAGGAAUAUAAAGAGGAGGAGCAGCCCAAAUUCAAUUCGGCAAUCUCGACGAAACGACUCUACAUCUACAAUACUGGAUUUGAA
Messenger RNA from Mesorhabditis spiculigera, 1449 nucleotides. The record is from the annotation of a GenBank genome assembly. Lineage: Eukaryota; Metazoa; Nematoda; Chromadorea; Rhabditida; Rhabditidae.